This is a messenger RNA of Saccharomyces kudriavzevii IFO 1802, 3819 nucleotides long. It is a transcript of the gene MYO3, whose product is annotated as myosin 3. The transcript has a single exon. NCBI's taxonomy places the organism in Eukaryota, Fungi, Ascomycota, Saccharomycetes, Saccharomycetales, Saccharomycetaceae. The coding region runs from base 1 to 3819 and encodes 1272 amino acids. Gene Ontology annotation, cellular component: cell tip; cytoplasm; actin cytoskeleton. Gene Ontology annotation, biological process: actin filament organization; endocytosis; vesicle transport along actin filament. The record is from RefSeq and is a predicted model, not a curated record. Gene Ontology annotation, molecular function: actin filament binding; ATP binding; microfilament motor activity.
AUGGCUGUCAUAAAAAGGGGAGCACGUAAGAAGGACGUUAAGGAGCCCAAGAAAAGAUCUGCAAAAAUCAAAAAGGCUACGUUUGAUGCAAAUAAAAAGAAAGAAGUAGGUGUUUCUGAUUUAACACUUUUAUCAAAAAUAUCUGAUGAAUCUAUCAAUGAAAAUUUGAAAAAAAGGUUCAAAAAUGGAUUUAUUUAUACCUAUAUUGGCCAUGUUCUGAUUAGUGUAAAUCCAUUCCGCGAUCUAGGAAUAUAUACCGAUGCUGUUUUAGAGUCCUAUAAAGGUAAGAAUAGACUUGAAGUCCCACCACAUGUCUUUGCGAUUGCAGAAUCUAUGUAUUACAAUCUUAAAUCAUACAAUGAAAAUCAGUGUGUCAUUAUCUCCGGCGAGUCAGGUGCCGGUAAGACGGAAGCAGCAAAGCGUAUUAUGCAAUAUAUUGCAGCUGCAUCUAAUAGCCAUUCAGAAUCAAUUGGGAGGAUUAAAGACAUGGUUCUCGCUACUAAUCCACUCCUUGAAUCAUUUGGCUGUGCUACAACCCUGCGUAACAAUAACUCUUCGAGACAUGGGAAAUAUCUGGAAAUUAAAUUCAACUCUCAGUUUGAACCUUGCGCUGGUAAUAUUACGAAUUACCUGUUGGAAAAACAAAGAGUUGUAAGUCAAAUUAAAAACGAAAGAAACUUUCAUAUUUUCUACCAGUUUACCAAAGGUGCAUCCGAUGUGUACAGACAAACAUUCGGUGUACAAAUGCCCGAACAAUAUAUAUACACAGCAGCAGCAGGCUGUACUACUGCGGACACAAUUGAUGACGUACAUGAUUAUCAAGGAACCCUGGAGGCUAUGAAAACCAUUGGUUUGGGCCAGGAAGAACAAGACCAAAUCUUCAGAAUGCUGGCAGCAAUCCUGUGGAUUGGUAAUAUUUCCUUCAUAGAGAAUGAAGAGGGAAAUGCUCAAGUAAGAGAUACAUCAGUGACUGAUUUUGUUGCUUAUUUAUUGCAAGUUGACGCUCCGUUACUGAUAAAGUGUUUGGUGGAAAGAAUUAUGCAGACCAGCCACGGAAUGAAAAGGGGCUCAGUUUAUCAUGUGCCUUUAAACCCAGUUCAAGCAACAGCAGUAAGAGAUGCGCUUGCUAAGGGAAUUUAUGAUAACCUAUUCAACUGGAUUGUUGAUAGAGUUAAUGUAUCUUUACAAGCCUUUCCUGGAGCUGAUAAAUCAAUUGGGAUCUUGGAUAUUUACGGAUUUGAGAUAUUCGAACAAAACUCUUUCGAGCAAAUAUGUAUCAAUUAUGUUAAUGAAAAACUACAACAGAUUUUCAUCCAAUUGACUUUAAAAGCUGAACAAGAAACUUAUGAAAGAGAAAAAAUCAAAUGGAUGCCCAUCAAGUACUUCGACAACAAGGUCGUCUGUGAUUUAAUCGAGGCGAAAAGGCCGCCGGGUAUUUUUGCUGCAAUGAAUGAUUCGAUUGCAACUGCUCAUGCAGACUCCAAUGCCGCUGAUCAAGCAUUCGCUCAACGACUUAAUCUUUUUAAUUCAAAUCAGUACUUUGAACUAAGAGCUAACAAAUUCGUCAUCAAGCAUUACGCUGGUGAUGUCACGUAUGAUAUUAACGGUAUCACCGAUAAAAAUAAAGAUUCACUUCAAAAGGAUCUGAUCGAGUUAGUAGGAACGACGGCAAAUACAUUUCUGUCCACUAUUUUUCCCGACGAUAUCGAUAAAGAUUCAAAGAGACGACCUCCAACUGCAGGUGAUAAAAUAAUCAAAAGUGCAAAUGAACUGGUAGAAACUUUGUCAAAAGCUGAGCCUUCCUACAUUAGGACAAUCAAGCCUAACCAAACUAAGUCACCAGAUGAUUAUGAUGAUCAACAAGUGCUCCAUCAAGUAAAGUAUUUGGGUUUGCAAGAGAAUGUUCGUAUCAGAAGAGCAGGUUUCUCCUAUAGACAAACUUUUGAAAAAUUCGUUGAAAGAUUUUAUCUGCUAUCUCCUGAUUGCUCAUAUGCCGGUGAUUACACCUGGGAAGGAGAUACCCUUGAUGCAGUCAAAAUUAUUUUAAGAGAUGCUAUGAUACCAGUAAAGGAAUAUCAGCUUGGGGUGACAAGCGUAUUCAUCAAAACCCCUGAGUCUCUUUUUGCUUUGGAGGACAUGCGCGAUAAGUACUGGUACAACAUGGCAGCUAGAAUUCAAAGAGCAUGGAGAAGAUUUUUUCAAAGACGUAUUGACGCUGCAAUAAAGAUCCAACGUACUAUCAGGGAGAAAAAGGGUGGAAAUAAGUAUGAGAAGCUUCGUAACUAUGGCACCAAACUUUUAGACGGUAAAAAGGAGAGGAGAUCUAUGUCAUUACUUGGGUACAGAGCCUUCGUAGGUGAUUAUCUGUCGUGCAAUGAAUCUAAAACAAAAGGAUCAUACAUUCGAAGACAGGCAGGCAUCAAAGAAAAAGUUGUUUUCUCAAUGAAGGGAGAAUGCUUAAAUUCAAAAUUUGGCAGGUCAGCCCAAAGGUUGAGAAAAGUGUUCAUACUAACAAAAAAGACCUUCUAUAUCGUUGGACAAACACGAGUACAAAAUGCUAUGAGAUAUACACAAGAUUAUAAAAUUGAUAUAGGUGAAAUUAAACAGGUAAACGUUACAAACCUUCAAGACGAUUGGAUGGGUGUCAUUCUUGCCAACAGUAUACAACCCGAUCCACUCAUCAAUACACCUUUCAAAACGGAAUUGGUUACACGUAUGAAAAAAUUAAAUGAGAAGAUAAAAAUAAGAGUUGGUCCUACGAUUGAAUAUCACAAGCAGCCGAACAAACUGCAUACGGUUCGCUCGAAAAUUAGCGAUUCAGCACCAAAAUACGGCGAUAUAUACAAGUCAAGUACGAUAUAUGUACGUCGUGGCCACCCUGCUAAUUCCAAAUCGAAUAAAAAACCCAAGAAUCCGGGUGGGUUAAACGGAAGGCCUAUCAAAAGCAAGAAAAGUAAACACAAACACACUCGAAAGCAUACGCAUAGUCAUAGAGCUCACGGAGUCACCCCAAAAAAGCAACCGCUGCCUCCUCAAAGGUUGAACAAUCCGCUGUCUUUAGCAGCCACAGCAGCUCAGGCUGCAUAUAAUCCUAAGCCGCAUAAAACUGUAUCCACAAAAUCUGCUCCAAAGCCUGCUGCAAAGCCUGCUCCAAAACCAAUCCCAAAACCAAACUCAAAAGUUCCUACUAAGGAAAACGCUGUGGUGAAUAAUUCUUCCUCAAGUCAUAAAACUUCAUCCACUAACGAAGGUAAAUCGUCAGCGCCAUCUCCAAAAGAGGCUGACGAAAAUGAGGAGCCGUUCAAAGAAGCGGCAGGAAACAUACCAAUUCCGCCACCGCCACCUCCUAUAAGCCAACCAAGAGAUUUAAAGUUCGAAGCCGCAUACGAUUUCCCUGGUUCUGGAUCACCUUCGGAAUUGCCUUUGAAAAAGGGAGACAUUGUAUUCAUAAGUAAAGAAGAACCUAGCGGUUGGUCUUUGGCAAGACUUCUCGAUGGAAAAGGAGAAGGUUGGGUCCCGACUGCAUAUAUGAUUAUGUACAAAGAGACUAGAGAUACGAUACCGGCAGUAGAAGCAGCAGCAGCGAAUAACACUGGAAGUCCAGGAUCUAGCUCGAUCAACAAAAACAUCUCGUGUACGCAAGAUAAUGUGGCAUCGGAAACACAAACUAUUCAGCCUACUAACAAUAUGGAGAGUAAUCACAUGGGAGCGUUUAGUGAUGGCUUGGCCUCUGCAUUGGCAGCAAGGGCAAACAAAAUGCGGUUGGAAACUUCUGACGGUGAUGAUGAUAAUGACGGUGAUGAAGACGAUGAUUGGUGA